Messenger RNA from Trichoplax adhaerens, 6054 nucleotides. RefSeq lists its product as uncharacterized. The record is from RefSeq and is a predicted model, not a curated record. Gene Ontology annotation, molecular function: protein binding. Lineage: Eukaryota; Metazoa; Placozoa; Uniplacotomia; Trichoplacea; Trichoplacidae. Gene Ontology annotation, biological process: signal transduction. The transcript is spliced from 5 exons. Bases 1 to 6054 code for a protein of 2017 amino acids.
AUGGCAGAGGCUGUAAUUCAACAGCGCAAUUCUAUUCUUGCUACUGCGAAUCCACGAUUUGUCAGAGGAUACUAUCAGCAAUGUUUGACCCUCUACGAUCAAGCUCUACAAUGUACCUUAACCUUACAGCAAUUGCUAAACGAUGAUGAUAACAAUGACAUCUGUAAUCAAGCUUUAUGUGAUGAUUAUUUAAACUUAUCCAAAACCUAUUGUCGUCAACAUCGUUAUGAUAAAGCACGCAGUUAUUGCGAUCAGUCGCAGACCUUAGCAGUCAAGUUAAAUGAUAAACUACGUGUGGCUCAUAGCCUUGAUGCUUUUGGUAACAUUAAGAAAGAAAUAGGCCAAUAUGAGGAUGCACUCAAUGAUUUUGAAGCUGCGUUGAAAUUAAAAUUAGAACUGAAAGGGAAAGAUAGCCAAGAUGUUGCUCUAUCCUACAGUUAUAUUGGUAAUACGUAUUCUAUCAUUGGAAAAUUAGAUGAAGCUAAGGAAUCGCUAUACAAGGUUAUCGAUCGUGACAAACACGUCUUACGCUUGGGGAAUACUGUUACAAGUGUUGAAUUAGUAGAGUCAUUUAAUGUGCUUGGAUUUGUCUAUUGUCUACAACGUAGAUUUAGUCUAUCGAUGCUAAUGCAUAAGAAAUGUCUCAAGUUGAUCAUGAGCCUGCUGAAAGAUGAUACCGCCAGCUUGGAUCUUGCUCUGUGCUAUGGCCAUAUAGGCAUGAUGUAUAGCUUACAAGAUAGCUUUAUUGAAUCUACUUCGUGUCAUGAUAAAGCGAUGAAAAUGGCGCUAUCGAUAGCAGGCGAGAAAUGUGUCGAAGUGGCACGAAUUUUUAUAUGGAAAGCCAAACUUAGUCAAUCGAAAGGUGAUGUUGGUGAAGCCAUAAAGUAUAUGAAGAAAGCUCUAAAGAUUCAAACGGAUAUAUUAGGAAAGAAACAUGUUCUAAUUUCUGAUGCCCAUGACUUAUUAGGUACACUGUAUAUGUCGCAUGGGAAACUAGAUGAUUCGUUCACGUCUCUAUUUAUAUCACUAAAUAUUCGACAGGAAAUACUUGGAGAAAAUUGCUUGCCUGUUGCAACAGUAUAUGUAUCAAUAGGAAACAUUUUCUUUCUAAAAUCAAGCUAUCUAGAUGCUUUAAUGUACUACCGUAAGUCAUUAGACAUCCAAUUAGAUAUUUUAGGCGAUAAUAGUUUAGAUGUUGCGUCGUCUUAUCAUAACUUGGGCAAUGUAUACGUGUCACUUGGGGACCCUGAUGAGGCCUUACCUGCAUACCAAAAAUCUUUAGAGAUUUUAAUCCGACUUUUAGGAGAAGAUCAUAUUGAUGUUGCAGCUACUUAUGAAGAUCUGGGCCGAUUUUUCGAUAGACAACAAAAGUAUGCUGAAGCACUACCCAUGUUUCAAGCAGCGUUAAAUAAACAAGUAGCCAUUUUUGGCGAUUCGAACGUUAUUGUAGCUGGCUUAUAUGGCAAGGUAGGCGAAGUUCAUCAUCAUUUAAACCAGGAUGAAGAAGCUUUGCCUUUAUAUCGAAAGUCAUUAGAGAUAUUUCAAAAAUUUGGGGCGGAAAGCUAUGGAGCUGUUGCGAAGACCCACAAAUGCAUCGCCGAUAGUUAUUAUAAUUUAAAGAUGUACAACGAUGCUUUAGAUCAAUACAAACGCGCAUUGUCAGUUAGGACCAAAGUUACAGGCGAAUGCCAUGUUGACGUAAAUGAAUUACGAGAAAAAAUCGCUGCCAUCUACAACAAGCAAAAUAGAUAUGGCGAUGCUAUAGAAAUGCAUCAAAAAGCACUUGUCGCUAAAAUAGCGCUGCUUGGAGAAGAUCAUCUCGAAAUCGCUGAAAUACAUGAUACAAUAGGUGGUCUUUACAGUUUACAAAAUAAAUUUGAAGAUGCGCGUUCAGCAUUCGACAAAGCUUUAAGCAUUCGUAAAAGCAAAAAAGGAGAAAAGAGUCUAGAUGUAGCUUUAACGUAUGACCGCAUUGCUACAAUUGAUAUACAACUUAAAUCGUAUGACGAUGCCUUAAAGUUGCUUGAAAAAUCGUUAGCAAUUCGAAAGGAUAUCCUCGGUGAAGACACUUUAGAAGUUGCUAGUUCUUAUUCUCACAUAGCUGCUGCUUAUAAAUGUCAAAACAAGUUUGAAAAUGCUUUGUCCUAUCUUGAAAAGGGAUUAGCUAUUAAAUUACAGAAAGUGGGUGAAACUAGUGUCGAAGUUGCUGAAUCAUACAACAACAUUGCCACCAUUUACCAAUAUCAAAAACUAUAUGACAUGUCAUUGGUCUUGUUUAAAAGAAGCUUAGCAAUUUUGAUCAAUCUGCUAGGUGAAGAUACGUUGGAAGUGACUUCAGCAAUUAACAAUAUUGCUAAAAUUUAUCAAUUCCAGGGGAAAAUGGAAAAUGCAGUAUCAAUGUUUGAAAAAUCGUUAUCAAUUCGUAUCAAAUUAAUGGGAGAUUAUGAUCUAAAUGUUGCCGAUUCCUAUAAUAGCAUUGGAUAUAGCUACUUAAAGCAGCAUCGAUACGAUGAAGCGUUAUUGAAUUAUGAAAAAGUCUUAGUAAUUCGACAAAGUAUCCUUGGAGAAGAUUCUUUCGAUGUUGCAAAUGCCUGUAAUAAUAUAGGCUAUGUCUAUCAAUCGAACAGUAAGUAUCAAGAUGCACUAGAGAAAUUUAUGAAAGCAUUGUCUAUUCAGAGAAACAUCACAGGUGCCAAUGGGCUAGAUGUAGGUAUUUCUUAUCGAAACAUUGGGAGAAUUCAUGACAAACAACACAAUUACAAGUACGCUGGACUGUUAUUUCAGAAAUCAUUAACAAUUCAAAUUGAAACCUAUAAAACACAUCAUUUAGGUAUUUGUGAAGGUUAUUACGAUGUUGGUAGGAAUUUGGCACUACAAUAUCGUUUUGUUGAAGGCAUUGAAAAGUAUCAGAAAUCGUUAACUGUGGCUAUUUUACUUUGUGGUGAAAAUAAUGUUUAUGCAGCAUUAACGUUUAAUGAUAUUGGUUGUAUCUAUCAAUUGCAAUGUCGUUAUAACGAUUCGUUGUCAAUGUACGAGAAAGCUUUAAGAAUGCGAGUGGAAGUAUUGAGUGAAAAUAGUUUAGCAGUAGGAUUGACCUAUUGUAACUUGGGCAGCUUGUCAGAGACACAAGGCGAUUAUAAUCAAGCAUUGUCGUUUUAUCGAAAAUGCUGGAAUAUAUGGCUAUCUGUACUUGGAGAUAACAACCUUAAAGUAGCUUUGGCCUCCGCUAAUAUUGCCAAUAUAUAUACGUUACAAGGAAAGUAUGCUGAUGCUGUUGCAAUCUUUCAAAAUGCUAGUAGCAUUGUAAAAGAAUCGGUUGGAGAAAGUGAUAUAUAUUACGCUAAUCUAUGUAAUAAAAUUGGUAUCGCUUAUCACCGACAAGGGAAGUAUAAUGAUGCCCUAUCGAUGCACCAAAAGGCUGUAGAAAUACAAAAAAUGAUACUAGAUGGCAAAAAUUUACAUGCUGCUGAUUCUUACCGAAAUAUUGGUAUAAUCUAUACAUCACAAGGCAAUUAUGAACUUGCAAUAUCGACAUACCAGCAAUCGUUAGAAAUUUUGCGACAACUAUUAACUGAGAAAAAUUUAGCUAUUGCCUACGUUAGGAACAACAUUGCUAAUACAUUUCUAUUGCAAGGAAGACUUAUCGAUGCCUUAAAUAUCUUUCAACAAUCUCUAUCUCUUCAGAAGCAAUUACUUGAAGAGAAAUAUUCCGUCAUUGCAAAAUCUUAUGGCUCAAUUGGAUGUGUUUAUUACAGAAUGCAUAAAUAUGAUGAAGCUUUAACGAACUGUAGGAAAUCGAUUAGCAUAUUGGAAGAGUUGGACGAAGAUGCCAAUUUAGAUCUAGCGAUGGCAUACUCAAAUAUUGGAUUAGUUUACAAAGCAAUAGGAAAGUAUGCGGAAGCAUUUAAAAUGCUUGAUAAAUGUUUAAUGCUACAGUUAGAAAAUAUCACUGAGGAAAAUUUUGAUAUCGCCGAUACCUAUAGUAACAUCGGCCUCAUUUACCAAUCGCAAGGACAGUAUGAGAAAGCAAUUGCUGCUCAUCAAAAAUCGCUAGAAAUUCGCCAGAGACUGGGCGGGGAUAAAUGUUUACAAGCAGCAUGUACCUAUCAAAAUAUUGGACUCAUUUAUCAGCUACAAAGUAGAUAUGAUGAUGCCCAGUCAUUCUCAAUAAAAGCCUUAGAAAUACAAUUAGAAAUUCAAGGAGAAAUUAGUUCAGAUGUUGCUAAAAUUUAUCGUAAUCUAGCCGUGAUACACAUUUCGAGAGAUGAACGACAAGCUGCUAUGGAUAUGCUCGAUAAAUGUCUUAGUAUAGAACUUAAGCUAACUGGAGAGGAAAGUUUAGAAGUAGCUCAAUGCUAUGAAGAUAUGGCAAAAAUAUUUCAAUCAGAGGAUAACAUUGAAAAAUUUAAAACUAAUGUAAAUAAGGCGUCAAAAAUUCAAUGGAAAAUAUUAGGACCCGACAAAUUAACAAAGAUUAAAUCUCAGAAUGGUCUUCAAGUGCGUUAUAAAUCUAACGAGUAUUACAAUAAUCUACUAGGUGAAUUACAACAGUCUGUUAGUAUGAGACUGUAUUCUUGGAUAGAUAUUCGUACUGAUGUUAUAAAUUUGAAUGGCGUCGUUGGAUAUACUCGGCAAUUAACAGAGAGUGUUAAACCGGACUAUUUGAAGCCUGAUAAAAGGCAUGAAGCCAGAAUUAGAUAUCAAAAUCAAGACGAUAUCAAACUGGAAAGAUAUCUCUACCCAGGCAUGACUGCAGCGGAAGAAGGACUUCCUGAAGUAUCCAAAUUAUGUAAAAAUGAUCGAGAUACCAUCAUUGCCGUACCCAAUGUGCCUGGACUGCAACUAUUUAUACCUGCGCAAAGCUUAGAAGAUAGUAUUCGAUGCACUUUAUCGGCUCUUUAUGCCGAUGCACCUUAUAUUAAUGGAAUACCUAAUCAACCUAGUUUUCAGUUAAUUCCUCUAUCGACAAUAGUUAGGAUCGAGCCAAAUAUAAGUCUUGCUUAUAACAUUGAUAAUAAUAAUACCACCUUGCAAAUACCUAUGCCAGUAGCAGAAGAAGUAACGCAACACCUUGGUGUAGAGUCUGUUAAGUGUCUAGAUAUACGUAUAUUAAGCCGGAACAGAGAUGGCGAUGUUUGGAGAGAAGAAUACAUUGAUUACCAGCAUCGAAUGGAUGAAAAUGGCUGUCCGUGUGUUGCUUUAGCGAUCAGUCGCUUGGCAGAUUACUUGGUCACCGCUACCGUUUAUACUUCCAAAUUAUUACUACAUAAAAAUAGUUUUCCCAGCUAUCAGCAAGAUGUUUCUGUCUUGUGCUAUCUUUCCGAGAUUCAUCGUGGUUCAAAUAGGGUCCGUUUGAAAGUAGUUAUCGCAAGAAAGAGCGAUGACAAUACGGAAAUUGUAGAGCAAAUUCCGACCAAAUUUCGCCACACUGAAGCUAUUAGUACAGGGCUAGAAGGUACUAUUUUGGAAAACGGCCGAUAUAGCGCCGAAUUUAAAGAGGAAGAGCUGCAAUGCGUACAAGAGGACAGUAUUGUUCAACCUAUCAUCGUAGAUUGGAACAGCUGUUCCUUUUAUGUACUUAAUUUUCUAUGUCUUGUAAAAGACCCCAACAAAAAACUAGAAAAACUCUGCUCGAUUGUCCUCAAACCUGAGAGCACUCAGAUAGAUUUACAGCCUAAAUAUUGCACUAUAGAGAACGUAACAUCAGAAAAUGACAAUAAUAGCAAUAGCCGGGAUACUACUGAUGAAAAGUUAAACCUCUCCGCCUUGCGAAUAGAUACUAAGCUAAAUUUUACUAUUAUUGCGGAAAAGAUCGGUGAUGAUUGGGUUCAAUUAGCAACAUUAUUAGAUCCUAACAUUGCUACUGAUGAUAUCGAAUUGACUAAGCAAACAUCAAACGAUAAAGCUUUGUCUUGGCUAACAAGAUGGCGUAGUCAACAUGGAUAUACUGCAACCAAGGACAGUAUAAUUGAAGUGCUUGAACAAAUCGAUCGUCAAGAUAUUAUCAAGCAAAUUAUUAAUACUGCGGAUUCCACUAAUAAAGCGGAUGCUUAA